AUGGAUGUGAGAAGUGCAAGUUUCCAUCCAAUCGAGCCUGUUUUAGCUUGUGCAUUGUUUAGUGGAGGGAUCCUACUAUUCAAGGGUUCCAAGCAUCCUACUUCUCUUUCAACUUGGAAACUGCAAUGUCAAUUUCGGUGUGAAUAUUCGGUGAUGUCCUUAAACUUUGAUAAGAUCGGGACUAAACUAGCUGGGGGAUGCUCUGACGGAACUCUAAUUGUUUGGUGUUAUCGGACUGGCCAGAAACGAGUUUUACCCGUUAAUAGACGAUUAGAUUUCCCCUUGACCGUUUGGAAUCCAUUCGAUUUAAACGUUUUGGCCAGUUAUAACAAUUCAAUGGACUGUAAAGUGGUGGUGAUUUUCAAUGCAGCUAUCGGCCAUUUCUAUUUGCUCCAAUCAAAAGAAAAUGUCUGGUGCGUCGAUUGGAUUUCGCGAAACCGACUCGCUUGCAGUUACGACGACGGCACGGUCAAAAUUCACGAAAUAGAACUCGGCUUUAUCUCCACCAGCAAUCUAGUCAAGAAACUCGUAGUGAGCACACAUUUCACGUCAAAGAACCAAGUGUUCCCUUAUCCAAAAAACAUGGGAAUGAAAUCUAAUGUUUGGAGUAUUGCCUGGAACGAACAAUUGCAACUUUUAGCCGUCAGCUCACACGACGGUUGGGUCAAGCUUUGGUCGAUGGAUAGUCAAGAUCCUGUACACACGAGGCACUUCAGCUCGUUUUGUUGCCAUUUGGUUUGGAGUCCAAUGGAACUUCCAUCGUCAAACAAGGAUCCAUUGGAAGGAGAAAGGGAACCUUAUCUUGCGAGCGGAAUGGAGGACGGAUCAAUUUCGAUAUGGGCACCACUGGGGAAAAAUAUGCGGCCGUUUUUAUUAUUCGAUGGACAUACAGAGCAGUUGCAUGAAGUUUCGUUUUCACCUAACGGACGCUAUCUCGCAUCGACUGAUUUUGAAAGAAAACUGGUUAUCUGGUCAACCAAGACAUGGAACAUUAUCUACACCCUCCCACCAUCAGGAUGUCGAUUUCCUUACACCAUUUCAUGGGACGCGACCAGUUCAAAGCUAUGCAUUACAGAAAAAACUGGUCUCAAACGGUUCCUAACGAUUGAAUACUUCGCAACUGAAAACAAAUGCGCCAAAUGUAACAAAACUUCCCAGAAUGUGAAGCGUUGCAGCCGCUGCCGUUCCGUCUUCUAUUGCAGCAAGGAAUGCCAAUUUUCCCACUGGUCAAAUCAUAAAACAGUUUGCCAGAAAAAGUGAAUUUCAUAUGCGACUAUUCAAACGACCCGUCCUGCGAAUCCCCCUUUUUGUUUAAUGUAAGAAAUGUGAAAUUAACUUUGAGUGAAUGUCUCUAAUAGUCAGUUUGUAAAUUCGUCAUGCAUUUCAAAGUGACAGGACAUAAAAUUAAGACAUUUUUGUUAUGAAUUAUUUCGUAAAUACAAGUAGCCAUUGAAAAGGACAAACGAAA
Messenger RNA from Daphnia pulex (common water flea), 1468 nucleotides. RefSeq names its product F-box-like/WD repeat-containing protein TBL1XR1. Gene Ontology annotation, molecular function: transcription corepressor activity; protein binding. The record is from RefSeq and is a predicted model, not a curated record. Gene Ontology annotation, cellular component: histone deacetylase complex. NCBI's taxonomy places the organism in Eukaryota, Metazoa, Arthropoda, Branchiopoda, Diplostraca, Daphniidae. The coding region runs from base 1 to 1260 and encodes 419 amino acids. Gene Ontology annotation, biological process: regulation of transcription by RNA polymerase II. The transcript has 7 exons.